AUGUCGACGGUGGAGACGUGGACGCGCGCGCGCGAGGUCGACGGCGACGCGCGCGCGCGCGGGUCCGCGGCGACGCCGUUGGAUCGAUACGUGCCGUCGCGGCGCGCGUCGGCGGGGUUCCGGGCGCGCGAAUGGGUCAUGCUCGACGCCGCGGCGACGAACGACGCCGUCGAUCGAGGGAGUAGGGAUGGGCGCAGGCGUGGACGAGGGGUGGGGGAGGAUGAGGACGCGCCGGUGGGGACGGAGGAGGGCGGGAGUGGGGGGCGGGGGGCGGGGGAGACGACGGGCGGACGUGGAUGCGAGCGCGAGGACACGAGCGCGGCGUACGGGGCGCUGUUGCGGAGCGAGUUGUUCGGUGACGUGUCUCCGCCGGAGGCGUACGGGGUGACGCCGCCGCCGACGCCGAGCUCGGCCAGGUUCAGACCGCGAACGCCGUCCUCGGCGAGGGGGAGCGAAGGGAGUUCGGGGUACUCGUACGGGAGUCCGGGGAGAAAUUUGUUCCGAUUUCGCGACGACGGUUCGUACGGAGUCGCGACCGAUCGCGGAGAGUCGCCGUACGCGCUCAGUCCGGUGGGACACGCGCCGCUCGGAAUGACGCUCGCGUCUCCGCGCCGGCGCGCGCCGAGAAAAAUCGCGAGAAGCCCAUUCAAGGUUCUCGACGCGCCCGCCUUGCAGGAUGACUUUUACCUCAAUUUGGUGGACUGGAGCUCCAGUAACGUCCUCGCCGUGGGUUUGGGAACGUGCGUGUACCUGUGGAGCGCGUGCACGAGCAAGGUGACCAAACUGUGCGAGCUCGCCCCGAACGACUCGGUGUGCUCGGUGGCGUGGACGCAACGCGGAACGUAUCUGGGCGUCGGCACGAACAGCGGAGAGGUGCAAAUAUGGGACGUCGCUAAGUGUAAGAAGACGCGCUCGAUGCUCGGGCACCGAUCGCGCGCGGGGACGUUGGCGUGGAACUCGCACACGCUCUCGAGCGGAAGUCGCGACCGAGCCAUCUUGAAUCGAGACAUUCGAUCGCCGAGUGAUUACUCAAACAAGCUACUCGGGCAUAAGAGCGAGGUGUGCGGCCUGAAAUGGUCGUACGAUGACCAACAGCUCGCGAGCGGUGGGAACGACAACCAACUCUUUGUGUGGAAUUCGCACUCGUCGUCGCCAACCUUGCGAUGCAGCGAGCACACCGCCGCGGUGAAGGCCAUCGCGUGGUCUCCGCACCAGCACGGACUCCUCGCGAGUGGAGGAGGGACCGCCGAUCGAUGCAUUCGUUUCUGGAACACGGUGACGAACACACCGCUGCAGUGCAUCGACACUGGCUCACAGGUGUGCAACUUGGUGUGGAGCAAAAAUGUCAACGAGAUCGUGAGCACGCACGGAUACAGCCAGAACCAGAUCGUCGUCUGGAGAUAUCCCAGCAUGUCCAAGCUCACGACGCUCACCGGUCACACCCUGCGCGUGCUCUUCCUCGCCAUCUCUCCGGACGGGCAGACCAUCGUCACCGGCGCCGGCGACGAGACGUUACGCUUCUGGAACGUCUUCCCGGGCGUCAAGUCCCAGGUCUCCGGCGCCGGUGAUAACACCGUCUGCGCGCUCGCUCGCACGAGCAUCCGAUGA
Molecule: messenger RNA, 1608 nt
Organism: Ostreococcus tauri
Lineage: Eukaryota; Viridiplantae; Chlorophyta; Mamiellophyceae; Mamiellales; Bathycoccaceae
Product: WD40 repeat
Exons: 1
Coding region: 1-1608 (535 amino acids)
Biological process (GO): positive regulation of ubiquitin protein ligase activity; anaphase-promoting complex-dependent catabolic process; positive regulation of anaphase-promoting complex-dependent catabolic process
Cellular component (GO): anaphase-promoting complex
Molecular function (GO): ubiquitin ligase activator activity; protein binding; anaphase-promoting complex binding
Source: RefSeq, a predicted model, not a curated record